ACGCGAUCGGAUUGGGCGACGAGGACGAGCAAAUAUGGCGUCGAGACGGCUUGAGCGCAAGGACGAGUGCCACGUGUGUGGGCGCGCGCCGACGAGCGAGAAGAAGGUGUGGCGAAAGAUCCUCUGGGAAGAACAGCCGUACGAGGACUGGUACGUCGACUCGUCCUUCCUCGAGCAACUCCGCACCAACGAGAAUGUGCGCGAGUACGACUACUGGGGCAUGACCAAGUCGUCGGCCGCGCUCACGCAGCAGAUGAGUCUCGUGCUCAUCUUCUUUGCGAUCUUUGUCAACUCGAGCAAAGGCGUGUGGUCGUGGCACCUCCUCGCCGGCGUCGAUGUGAUCGUCGCGCUCAUGGGCUAUGCAGCGCUGCGGUCGUGCGGCGACACGGAGAUUGAUGUACUGCAAGUCACGAAGGAGUGUCUUCUCUUCACGGCAACGCUCUCAAUCCUCUCGCCCGUGCUGCGCACGCUCACCGAGUCGUACGCGGCCGACACGAUCUGGGCGCUUUCGAUCUCGCUUACCGGCAUCCACCUUAUCUCGCACGACUACACGUACAUCAACGGCACGACGUUCAAGUACGCGGGGACCAUCUCGCUCAACGCGGCCAUCUUUACGUCGGUGCUGCUUGCGUCUCUCUUGCACUCGAACGAGCAAGUGUUUUCGUUUGUGCUCUUUGCGAUCGAGGUGUUUGCGAUCUGCCCAAUGGUUCAACACAGCAUCAAGAAGACGUCCGAGCACAUGCACUUGUCGUUGGCACUCGUGCUCUUUGGCACGGCGCUGCUCUUGAUGUGGCCCAUCUCGCCGCUCGUGUCGGUCGUCGUCUUCAUCACGGCCGGCUUCAUUACGUUCGUGUGCCCGCUCUGGCUCAUGCACGCCCAAGAGUACAAGAACGAAAUCCAAGGGCCUUGGGACAUUGCGCAAAUCGAGCCACAGCAAUAAUCGACGACCGCUAAAAUAUCGAACACGGGAGCAGAGUUGGAGUAUCCGGAUCGGCUUCGAUAUUAUGGUUGCAGCUGAAGGAUGAUAGCGUCGUCGAUGGCUACCUUCUCGUUCUCUUCCAUAUAAUAUGGUCCUCGCC
Molecule: messenger RNA, 1079 nt
Organism: Saprolegnia diclina VS20
Lineage: Eukaryota; Oomycota; Saprolegniomycetes; Saprolegniales; Saprolegniaceae
Exons: 8
Coding region: 35-940 (301 amino acids)
Biological process (GO): GPI anchor biosynthetic process
Cellular component (GO): membrane; glycosylphosphatidylinositol-N-acetylglucosaminyltransferase (GPI-GnT) complex
Source: RefSeq, a predicted model, not a curated record